Molecule: messenger RNA, 540 nt
Organism: Pelecanus crispus (Dalmatian pelican)
Lineage: Eukaryota; Metazoa; Chordata; Aves; Pelecaniformes; Pelecanidae
Source: RefSeq, a predicted model, not a curated record
GUGACGCUAGAUCCGGACACGGCGCAUCCCAACCUGGUUUUAUCGGAAGAUCGGAAAAGCGUUCGUUUCGUGGAAGUUCGACCCCGGGAUUUACCCGACACCCCGCGACGUUUCACCAUCUACCCCUGCGUUUUGGCGGCACAGGGUUUUACCUCCGGUCGUCACUACUGGGAGGUGGAAGUUGGCGAUAAAACCCACUGGGCUCUCGGUGUUUGUAAGGAUUCGGUGAGUCGGAAAGGGGAAUUAACGCCGUUACCGGAAACGGGAUAUUGGCGGGGGCGGCUUUUGGACAGCGAAUACGCGGCCACCACCACCCCCUUCACGCCGCUGACGGUGCGGGUGAAGCCCAAGCGCGUGGGGGUCUUCGUGGACUACGAAGCCGGGAAAGUGGCUUUUUAUAACGUCACCGAUCGCUCCCACAUUUACACUUUCACUGAUACUUUCACCGAAAAGAUUUGGCCGCUUUUUUAUCCCGGUAUCCGUGCCGGUAGGAAAAAUGCGGCACCUCUCGUUAUCCGUUCGCCUACGGAUUGGGAGUGA